AAGCAACAACAACAGCGGCAUAACAACAUAGCAGCGGGGACAAAUUGCAGGUUGCACGUUUUUUCCAUCGCCAAACAUGAUAAGCCCGGCCAGAACACAUAGCCCAGCUCUCGUGCAGUAAGUCUCCCGUCAAACCGAUCGAUAGUGUCCCGGCUAGCAGUACUAAAUUCCCCAAAGUUCGAGGCGACACAUGAGCCCAGUGAGCUAGGGGGCGCACAGUAAAUAGCGAAGGAGGAGGAGCAUUAACAAAGUCGCCGCACUUUCAGUGGGUUGUUAUGCAAGCGGCCAAAUCGAAUUAGCCGGCAUGCUGCUCAAUCGAUUUGUGCUGGCCAUCAAGAACCAGUCGCGGGAGACGCUGCGCGCCUGGAGCUACCAAUGCGAGUCGAUAUUUGCCCAGCGCUCCCGCCGCAUUCAGCAGCUUUUCAGCUUCUACCAGUCGGUCUAUGGAACCCAGGGUCUGAAGCAGCUAUGGCGCGCCUACUACCGCCGGGAGCUGCAGCCGCCGCUCCGUGGCAUGGUGAUGAGUGCCGUGGGUCUCGUGGGUCUGAACAUCAAGCGACUGGGCAGCGAUGGCUUCGACUGGAACAAGGAGCGCCUGGCGCUGUCCAAUUUUGACCUGUGCCGGCGGGACAUUGAGUUCAUCAACGCCCUGCCGCACAAUCAGCUCUGCGAGCGCUGCCAGUCGAAGAAGAUGAAGUACUGCUACUGUCAGCUGGGCAACCAGCGCUGCAGGAAGGGCCAAACGAAGCCCUCGACCAGCAAGGAGGCGGAGAAGGAGUCGGAGGCGGAGUCCAGCAUCAGCAACUGCCAGCGACCUUUAGAUCUGGAUGUGCGCAAUGCUCCGGCGGGCUCUGUAAGGAUUCAGGCGCAGGACGACCACAAAUGGGAGCCGUACUUCAGCAAGAACGAGUUCAGCAUUUGGAGGCGGCAGGAGCGAUCCUCCUUGUACUCAUACAAGGUCUAUGCCCGUUUCGACGACAUCACAGCCGACGAUUUCCUCCACGUUCAAACCGAUCUGGACUACCGCCGCCAGUGGGACGACACGGCGCUCAGACUGGAGCUCAUCAGCGAGGAUCCGGUGCCGGGCAGCAACUCGCAUCUGAUCUACUGGGAGAUGCAGUGGCCCCGGCUGUUUGCCAAUCGCGACUAUGUUUAUUGCCGUCGCUAUAUCAAGGAUGAUAACAAGAAGCUUAUCUUUAUCUGCAAUCGCGGUGCCAACCACAACUCCUAUCCGGCUUUGUCUGGAAAAGUGCGCGUUACUGACUAUUGGAGUCUGAUGGUGAUCAAACCCUUUCGGGGAUUCCACGAGCCCGGUCUGCACUUUGUGCUCACUUACUACGACGAUCCGGGGAUACCCAUACCGCAGAAUAUCAAGUCAUGGGUGACGCAGAAACAGAUGCCCGAGUUCCUCACCAAGAUGUACGUGGCCACCAAGAACUAUGCCUGUUCGCGGGCCAUCAAGAUGAAGGACAUGUUCCACGGAUUCGCACUUAUCAAUGAUGAGUACACGGCCAAUCAGCAGCGCGGCAGUUGGCUGGGCAGUUUGAGCCGCCGAAAGGCGAAUAGUAAACCCGAAGCAGAUCGCUAAGUCUGCAAUCCCUGC
This is a messenger RNA of Drosophila takahashii, 1603 nucleotides long. RefSeq names its product stAR-related lipid transfer protein 7, mitochondrial. NCBI's taxonomy places the organism in Eukaryota, Metazoa, Arthropoda, Insecta, Diptera, Drosophilidae. The record is from RefSeq and is a predicted model, not a curated record. Gene Ontology annotation, molecular function: lipid binding.